Caenorhabditis remanei is the source of this 615-nucleotide messenger RNA. RefSeq lists its product as uncharacterized. The coding region runs from base 1 to 615 and encodes 204 amino acids. The record is from RefSeq and is a predicted model, not a curated record. NCBI's taxonomy places the organism in Eukaryota, Metazoa, Nematoda, Chromadorea, Rhabditida, Rhabditidae. The transcript is spliced from 3 exons.
AUGCGUCGUUUGUCCGUUGUGAGUCUUUUUGUCUUUGCAUUGAUUGAAUUGAGCUAUGGAACAACAACGAAUCGCGAUGCGAUGAUGACAGUAGUCACUGAGAAGUUGGGACUCACAUUCUACACGGCAUCAGAACUGACUGUUAUUGCCAAAUGUUGUGAACCUCAAUUCUACAAAACCCCAAAUAACAACACGGCCGUUUUGAGUACUGCAAAGUCUUGCAUUCUCAAUAACUCUGGAAACAAAGCCGUCCAAGCUCUUUCUCUUUACAGCAAUGCCAAUAACUGUCUCAGUCCUGAUUCCCUUGAUUCAGUAGUCACAGCACUUGUUCCACCAAUUCAAAAUCUGACUGCAACCCUCGUGAAGAAGAUUAAAAAGACUCUCGCGGACUGUAAAUCAACGAAUACACAAGCAGCUGCAGCGAAACAAGAAACAUGUAUUCAGAAGACCUAUGGAAUUGCGAAAGCAGCAAUCACUUUGACUUAUGUGGACGAUACUUGUAAGAAGGUUGUCAACAGGAAUGUGAGCAAAGGCUGGUGGGCAUGCGGACUGAAAUAUAUUCCCAGUGUGCUGACUAUCAGUAAAUAUGCCUGUUCCAAGAUUGUCAAGGCAUAG